AGCUACAUCCCUAAGCCUACAUUGCCUUUACCUAUUCAUGGAUGUACUUGCAUCUCCCUAGUAAAACUGUACUAGCUUGGGGCUGGGGAGAUGGCUCAGCAGUUGGGAACACUGGCUGCUCUUCUAGAGGCCCCAAGUUCAAUUCCCCGCACCCAACACCCACAUGGCAGCUCACAAUUGUAACUCCAGUUCCAGCAGAUCUGAAUGCAGGUGCGGCACACAGACAUACACCAAAUACCCACAAACAUUAACAAAGAAAACAAAGGGCACCCACACCUGUGCAGAAGCACGGAUUAUGUGCCUCUGUUAGUAAUUUCUCAUUCAGUAACUUCAGUUCUUAAAACUGGCUAUGGUUGAAUGCAUAGGCCACGGAAAGUGGCAAAUGGCAUGAAUCUCGUGGUAAGCUGGUUUAGCGGCGUGCAAAUGAUGCUUCCUCAAAGAGAGGUGGUGAGGUAGAAGGAGACGCUUCCUACCUUGACCUCCAGACGUACACUGGGAGAAAUAAAGAUGAAGGCAGAUAUGACUGAGUCUCUUUGCAUGAAUCAACAUAGAGGCUGUAACAAUCACUGAGAGCACAAAAGUGCUUGGGUCUAAAAUAAAUUCUGCAGGUGGGCACCUAGGCUAGCUUUGCAUGAGAAAAUGAGGCCAUACUAUGCAAAUGUGAGGUGAGGUCAAAUAGGGCAGGAAGACCAAUUCUACAUUCAUGGCUUCCUUCUCUAGCGCGCGUUUGUUUGGCAGCCUGGGAAAACAGCCUCUCCACACAGAGGAUUUUGAAGGUUUGUAUUUGGCCCUUGAUGAAAAGUUCUAAGAAAAACAAGAGAAAGCCACAGAAAAAGCCACCCUUUGGAUCCCAGAGAGAGAAGACCACAGUGAGCCAGGACUCUGCUUAAGUCAAGUCUGAAAUUGUGCUGUACGGAGUAUGGAAACUGUGAGUUCUGCUGUAACUGUCUGACGGGGACUUUGGAGCUUCAUCUUACAUAAUUUGGUUUUCAAAAAGAUAGCUUUCUGGUAAAAUCGUUUUCGUUUUCUCUCUUAGUAACUUUCUCAAGUAUUUCUGCAGCUUCCCGAGCGGGCCUGUGGCCCCUGGCUGCUCUCAGUGUCCCCUCUGGACUGAGCAGGUUGCCCAGCCACAGGCACUCUCUUCUCCCCCUCAGCUGAGUGGAAACCGACAAUCCUGCAGUUUGGGAGCCAAACUGGAACUCCUUCCAUCUGUAUCCAGACAUUUAAGAAUUUGGACGGACUCCACAGGAAGGUUUUGCAGAGCACUUAAUCAAGCACUCCGGAGGUUACAUUUCAGGAAAGCUCUCUUGGAUCCAAGAUAAAGGCGGGGUGGAAAAAGCGAAAACAAGAGCUGCCUGAGUCAGAGGUCCUUUGGAAUCCUCCUCACUCAAGACUGCGCCUCUCCCAGCUGAGACAGCUUGGUGCCAUGGCUCUGGAGCAGAACCAGUCAAUGGAAUACUACUAUGAGGAAAACAUAAUGAAUGAUACUUAUGACUACAGCCAGUAUGAAUCGGUCUGCAUCAAAGAAGAGGUCAGGCAGUUUGCAAAAGUCUUCCUCCCUGCCUUCUUCACGAUAGCCUUUAUUAUUGGACUGGCAGGAAAUUCCAUAGUUGUGGCAAUUUAUGCCUAUUACAAGAAACAGAGGACCAAGACAGAUGUGUACAUCCUGAAUCUGGCUGUGGCAGACUUACUGCUUCUGGUCACGCUGCCUUUCUGGGCAGUUAAUGCAGUUCAUGGGUGGAUUCUAGGGAAAAUAAUGUGCAAAGUAACUUCGGCCCUGUACACAGUAAACUUUGUCUCUGGGAUGCAGUUCCUGGCCUGUAUCAGCAUUGAUAGAUACUGGGCAAUCACUAAGGCCCCCAGCCAAUCAGGUGCGGGGAGACCCUGCUGGAUCAUCUGUUGCUGUGUGUGGAUGGCUGCUAUCUUGCUGAGCAUACCCCAGCUGGUUUUUUAUACUGUGAAUCAGAAUGCCAAGUGCACUCCCAUCUUUCCCCACCACCUAGGAACAUCCCUGAAAGCAUCCAUUCAGAUGCUGGAAAUCUGCAUCGGCUUUGUGGUUCCCUUCCUUAUCAUGGGGGUGUGCUAUGCCAUCACUGCCAGGACACUCAUCAAGAUGCCGAACAUUAAAAAGUCUCGCCCCCUCAAGGUUCUGCUCACAGUGGUAGUAGUUUUCAUUGUCACCCAGCUGCCAUACAACAUUGUCAAGUUCUGCCAAGCCAUCGAUGCCAUCUACUUGCUGAUCACCAACUGCGACAUGAGCAAGCGCAUGGAUGUUGCCAUCCAGGUCACAGAGAGCAUCGCACUCUUCCACAGCUGCCUCAACCCCGUCCUGUAUGUCUUCAUGGGGGCCUCUUUCAAAAACUAUAUCACGAAAGUGGCCAAGAAAUAUGGAUCAUGGAGAAGACAGAGACAGAAUGUGGAGGAGUUUCCUUUUGACUCUGAGGGUCCUACAGAGCCAACCAGUUCCUUUACCAUUUAAAUAUAAAAUGCUCUCUGCUUUUUGCUUGGACACAUACACACACACACACACACACACACACACACACACACACACACACACACACACACGAGAGAUGCUUCUUCCUCAGAUAAACUAUUUGUGUUACUCUGAGACUCAAAUGUCAAACAUUAGACUGUUGUUGCGAUGUGUAACAAAGAAGCAAGCGGUGUGGGUAUGAGGAACACAGACGCCAGAGAGUAAACAACAAACGGCAAAACGCGGAAAUUCAAGUUAAUGACAGGAAAACAGCAUGGCAGAAAGGCAUUGUGCUAUAAGCAGGAAGCCUUUGUGGUGGUGGGCUGUUUCGCAUCUUGACUGCAGCGGUGGCUACUCAAAUCUAGCUGUGCCCCACGUGACUUUGACAGCAACUGUAAUUAUGUAAUAUAAAACCUUGGCUAAUGAGCGAGCACCCGAGACCAUGCCGUGUGAUAAGUCACUGGGUAAGGAGCACCCAGGACCAUCCUGUACUAUCUUUGUAACUUCCUGUGAGUAGACAGCAACUUCAAAAUAAAAAGUUAAAAAAACCCGUCAUGCUGUGAAUCAAGUGAUCUAAAAACAAUGAAUAAACUUGUGCUAAGAAAAAUUUAUAAUUAUUUAUAAUGAUCUAAAUUUUAAUAAGAAUAUUUUUCUGCAAAAUUCCAAUGCUUAAAUAAUCACAAGAAAAUUUACUUUAUUUUUUUCUAUUUCUUAAUUUAUAAGUGAUUUUAUAAGGCAUAUGUAGUGGUAUUUGCUCCGCCCAUGACCUUGGGUUAUAGGGCCCGAAGGAGGCGGUGCUUCUUGCCUUCCUACGUGACCUCUUAAAGAUCACUAGAGUCAUAAGCAGGAAUGGCAAUUCUCCCAACCCUUAAAAAACAGGCCAAACCCAUAAACUUUCCUGAGAUGUUUACACAUUCCAGUAAGUGCCUACACAUGCAAUUUGCUUUGAUGGUAUCACCAAAGAAAACCAUCCAAAUACAUGCUGUGUUCAUUAUGCAUAUUUUGGAGGCACGCCUUAAAAAUCAUAGUUAUUUAGAGUCUAAUUUUAUAACUUUCUAAAGAACUUCCCAAGGUAUGUUGGCCUAUUACUGAGAACUGAUUAGUAUAAAGCUUAUUUUUCAUUUAAACAAGCCUAUUUUAGGCAAUAAAGCAAAUACCACAUUUAGUGUCUUGCUGACACAUGCUAAGCCUGUGUUCUACCACCACUGACCUACCCCCGAGACUUAUCAAAUUACCUUUCCUCUGGGUGCCGUUUCUAAGUCUGAUAGUGUUUCAGAGGCUGAGUUUAAAGCUGUGAUUGUGAAGCCGAGACUGGGAACUGUGCCAGUGCCCCAGCCACGGGGUACCAGAAGCACAGAGACUGGGAACUGUGGCAGUGCCCCAGCCACGGGGUACCAGAAGCACAGAGACUGGGAACUGUGGCAGUGCCCCAGCCACGGGGUACCAGAAGCACAGAGACUGGGAACUGUGGCAGUGCCCCAGCCAUGGGGUACCAGAAGCACAGAGCA
Peromyscus californicus insignis is the source of this 3984-nucleotide messenger RNA. RefSeq names its product atypical chemokine receptor 4 (gene Ackr4). Gene Ontology annotation, molecular function: chemokine receptor activity; scavenger receptor activity; chemokine binding. The transcript has 2 exons. Gene Ontology annotation, cellular component: membrane. Gene Ontology annotation, biological process: G protein-coupled receptor signaling pathway; immune response; chemotaxis. Lineage: Eukaryota; Metazoa; Chordata; Mammalia; Rodentia; Cricetidae. The record is from RefSeq and is a predicted model, not a curated record. Bases 1427 to 2479 code for a protein of 350 amino acids.